AUGGCGGAGGUGGCGGUUGCAGAUGAUGGCCCUGCGCAUGAAGGUGGGGUGGAGGCGGACGAGAGUAGCAUGGCUGCGGGACAGGUCGCCGGGUUGAUGUCACCAGCACCCGAGAAUGCCACUGGCCCGACGAGCCUCGAGGCUUCAUUGGCUGGCGCCGACGCAACGCACGCCGUCCCAGACGGUCAGAGCCCGAGCCCUGAUCGGCAACUCGGCGAGCACCCCACAGAUUCGGACUCAAAUACCAAUGUUUCAACUUGCGCCGGCAAUGAAGACGAUGGGUGUUGCAAUGCCAGUCAUCGUUCUGGAGAUGUGGGAAGCAUUGGUGAUGAGGUGGGUAGGCCCAGCAACGUGGGGAGCGAGCUCUGUGGUGGCAAUGGCGCCUGCAGCGAGGCGACCUCGGCAUCUCAUGCAGCGCACGACCACCACGACCAUGAUGCCAGUGUCGAGCCCUGUUGUGACGCGAACGCGGUUCCUCAUGCGUGUGAACAGCAGGCCCUGCCUGCAUCGCCUGCGUCCAGCAGCAGGUCAAGCCGUAGCGGGUCUAGUUGUAGCGACAGCAGCAGCGGCGACAGCAGCAGCGGCGACAGCAGCAGCAGCAGCAGCAGUGGCAGCCGAGCUGCAUCGCCUGAAGCGGCUAGGCCACCCCGGCCCACCUUUCGCAAGGUUAAUCGGAGUGGCAAUACCAUCUACGUUGGAAAUAUCGAUCCACAAUGCACCGACGAGCUGCUUUUUGAGUUAGGAUUACAGGCUGGGCCCGUUCUGAACGCUGCCAUCGCUGGCAAUCCCAACGGCGAUAAACUCUCCUUUGGAUUCAUUGAAUAUAAGCGAGCCACCAGCACCGCCUUUGCCAUUGCUCUCCUGGACGGUCUUCGCCUUUUUGGACGAACGCUCAACGUGAAGGCCGGAGCUCGUCGCGGCGUAGCCACCGGCGAGUCGAUGCCACCCCUUCGUGCCCCCAUCCCACCCCAACCUCCGGGGCCCGCAGCCCUCGAGCGGCUGCGGCAGCCCCGACGAGGCCUCUUUUCCCCGCCCUGGCCAGCAAGAGGGCCCGAUCAAAGGCACCCAGUCUGGCCUGGACCAGGGGCUCCCUAUUUUGGCUCACCUCACGCGUCAUACCCUGCGCCACCACCGCCACCGCCACCGCCACCAGCCCCAUCCGGCGAACACACAGCCCCUCCGCACCAUGCAGCUGCGUGGUCUCACACAGGACCUGCGGCAUACCCGUUGCCAUCCUCACAGCCACCGCUGACCAGAUCAAUCCGUUCGAUGCCACCCCUGCCAGCACAUGCGACUGCGCAGUCAGACUGGCCGCCUACAACAAAUACCCGCGAACGUUACGAAUACCCUCCUAUCCCACCACGGGCAUCCUCAUUUGCUGAUACGCAGUCAUCGCGGUCUUACUGGGACCGCGACCACGAUGCCCCCUCCUCAAAACGCGUGGCUUAUGAUACAGGCAUUGGUCCUUCGGGCUACUCGAUGCCACCGCCCGUGCAUGCGCCCAGAUGGGAGCGCCCCGCUUACUUUGAUCCACCACGAGCACGGCCAGUGCCCUACGACCACGGUUACCGGCGCUAUUCUCCCCCGCCUAACCCGUCCAAGUAUCAAGAUUAUGAGGCGGCGGCACGGCGCUAUGCCAGUGCGAGUCACGAGACAAAGCUACAGGAGCGCAGUUACUAUGCUUCAGAGCCAUGGCGCCCGGACCGUCGGCCCGUGGUUCCACCACCCCCCGCAGGCACAUCAUCAACCUUUGCUCCCCCUCAGCCUCCCCCGCAGCGAGCUUGGGAACCUCCAUCGGUGCGGGGCUUUGACAAUCCUGUUGCGUCUAUUCCGCCUCAAGGCGGUCAGCAGUAUGAAUGGCUUCAGCCCGACUCAAAUUCAACCAUGGCUGCCAGGGGUUAUUCUACUGGACCUGUGUUUGGAGAAUCGCCUGCAACGAGUUCUACGGCAAGCUCACAAAGACUGAGUACUUGGCUGCGCCAAGGUGGACGAUGA
Monosiga brevicollis MX1 is the source of this 1995-nucleotide messenger RNA. RefSeq lists its product as uncharacterized. The coding region runs from base 1 to 1995 and encodes 664 amino acids. Gene Ontology annotation, cellular component: nucleus. Gene Ontology annotation, biological process: regulation of alternative mRNA splicing, via spliceosome. Lineage: Eukaryota; Choanoflagellata; Craspedida; Salpingoecidae. Gene Ontology annotation, molecular function: single-stranded RNA binding. The transcript is spliced from 3 exons. The record is from RefSeq and is a predicted model, not a curated record.